AUGCUGAAAGAGUAUGGCUUCAGUGACAGGGAUAUCUGCAAACUGACUGGGCACAAGGCAGAGGGAUCCCUCAACAACUAUGAUCCUGAAAACAGCAUGGAGAAGAAAGCUGGCAUGGCAGAUGUUCUGCUGAUGGGAAGCAAAAGGAAGAGUGACUUUGAUGACAAGGAGAAUGCACCACCAAAGAAAAUCUCUUGUACGGUUACAUCAGAGCAGGUUGGAGAGAUGCCUGAUGCCUUUCAGCAAUGCAUGCUGCCACCAAUCAUGGGCCAUGCACCAGUGAACCAGUCUGCGCACCAAACAAUUCAACCAUUUGGCAGUCAGUACUUGAUGAGAGAGCAAGAGUUAAGAGCUAUUGAAAUGAGAGGAAG
Molecule: messenger RNA, 371 nt
Organism: Paramuricea clavata
Lineage: Eukaryota; Metazoa; Cnidaria; Anthozoa; Malacalcyonacea; Plexauridae
Source: the annotation of a GenBank genome assembly